AAACAUUCAAGUACAAGGAAAUUAAGAAUUCAAAGCGAUACCAGUGAUGACGAGGACAACAACCUCGUACUCUCUACAUCAAUCAUUUCUGUUGCUACUUCUUCAUCUAAAUCAGAUCCAGUCAAUACGCCUUCAGUAUCAAGCAGUUCAAAAUCCUCAAAAUCUAAUGAGACUUUAAAGAAAUUUGUUUCAAUAACAACAGAGAGAAUGAAGACAAAAAUUGACCAGGCUUUGGCUAGGGCAGUAUUUGUUACUGGUGUUCCUUUUCAUGGUGUUUCCUUUUCCAUCUUUGAAAAUCCAUAUUGGAAGUUUGCUAUGUCUCUUAUGCGUUCUUCCUAUGAACCUCCAUCUGCGUACCAAAUAAGUAAUCUUCUUUUAAAUUCUGAAUAUGACCAGGUUAUGCAGUCUAUAAAAUCAAAGAUUAAAGCUGCUCCGUGUUUGAGUAUCGUAACUGAUGGAUGGACAAAUAUAAGAGGAGAGAAUUUAAUAAACUUUAUGAUAUCCACUCCAGAGCCGAUAUUUUUGAAAUCAGUCGCACCUGGUAAAGAGCGGGAAACAGCUAAGUUUUUAUCCGGCGAAAUAUUUAAGAUAAUAGAUGAUCUUGUCAAAGAUGAUGUGGAUGUGAAAUCUAUAUUUUUAAUCGUUACUGACAAUGCAGCUAACAUGCGUGCAGCAUGGCAUCUGGUGAAUGAAAAAUAUCCUCACAUUGUGACAAUUGGUUGCUGUGCACAUUCAUUAAAUUUGCUUGUGAAUGAUAUAAUAAAACAGCCAGGAGUUCAGUCUAUAAAGAAAAAAGUAAAAAGGGUAAUUAAAGAAUUCAAGAAUCAUCACGUUAUUAAUGCUGUUUUCAAUUUACAGCAGAAAGAAAAGUAUGGGUCUAAGGCUAUUUCUCUUAAGCUGCCACCAAAAACUAGAUGGUUUUACUUGGUAAUUUCUUUAUACUCAAUCAGAUCCAACAAAGCAGCAAUGCAGGCUACAGUAAUUGAAGAAAAUCUUGAUGUUAAAAAAGAGAUACGGGAUUUAGUUUUGGACAAUGAUGGUUUUUGGGAGCCUAUAAGUGAAUUAAACAAAUUGUUGAUUCAAAUCUCUAAUGCAAUAUCUAAAGUAGAAAGUGAUAAAACUAUACUUUCAGAAGUAUUUCAACUAACAAAACGUCUUAGUCUUGAUGUUCCUCUUGCAGUUGAUGCUUCUUCAAUACUCACAGAUGACGAGAAAGUAAAAGUGAAUAAAGCUAUUGCCGAAAGGCUUUUGGUCUUGGCAAAUUUAGCUGAAUUUAGAACAAAAACUGGUUUUUUUUCUAACAAAAGUAUCUGGGAAGCUGCUGUUCAUGUGAGCCCUGCCACUUGGUGGGGAGGAUUUUGUUCAGAUCAAAAUCUUUAUCCUAUUGCUAUGCGAUUAUUUAAUGUCCCAUCUAGUUCAGCUGCUUGUGAGCGCAACUGGUCAACUCAUGGCUUUGUUCAUUCAAAGAUAAGAAACAGAUUGACAAAUGAACGAGUUCAAAAACAAGUUGCGAUCAAAUGCAAUCUGCGUUUUACCGCAAACGCAUUACCUGAAAAGCCGCCCAAAGCUAAAAAUAAGAAUUUAUAUGAAAAUGAUUGUAAUGUUACCAAUUAUGAACCUGAUUCUGAUAGCACUAAUGAUAUAGAUUUAGGUUUUGAUUUAGACUUCAUGUUUGAACAGUUUGAAACUGAAAGCGAAAGUUACUCACAAUCAGAGUCAGAGUCAGAGACUGAGAAUUCUGGUAUUUCUGGUAGUUUAGUACCAGUCUGA
Vollenhovia emeryi is the source of this 1770-nucleotide messenger RNA. RefSeq lists its product as uncharacterized. Gene Ontology annotation, molecular function: protein dimerization activity. NCBI's taxonomy places the organism in Eukaryota, Metazoa, Arthropoda, Insecta, Hymenoptera, Formicidae. The record is from RefSeq and is a predicted model, not a curated record. The transcript has 2 exons. The annotation marks the transcript as partial.